CUCAGUGUAAAUAAAAAGUUUUUCAGGUCUGAAGGCCUCUGGAUAAUCUGCCAGAUUAGCCGUGCUCAGUCUGUCAGCAGUGAGCAGAUUAACCUGGCUCCAGUCAAGAUGUCGGGCAGAAGAGCGUGUCUGUUCUCAGUGCUGCUGUCGCUGUUGCUACUGCAGGGAUCGGCCUUCGUGGAGGAGCUUGAUGACUCCUUCAUGGAAACCAAAGGAUCAGAUGAGAUCUGGCUCAUUGAGUUUUACGCCCCCUGGUGUUCCUUCUGUAAACAGCUGGAUCCUGUUUGGCAUGAAAUUGGAUCAGAACUCAGGAGUCUAGGUUCAAUGGUUCAAGUUGGGAAGUCAGACGCAACUGUCAGCACUGGUUUGGCCAAAGAGUUCAGAGUCAGAACCUAUCCAGCAAUCCUCAUGUUAAAGAAGAACACCAAAUAUAACUAUGCAGGACCAAGAACGAAAGAGGGGAUCAUGGACUUUGCCAAUCGGAUGGAAGGACCGGUGGUUCGAUCAUUGAGCAGUCCGCAGCUCUUCCAACAUGCUAUGAGUCAUCAUAAUGUAAUGUUUGUUUACGUGGGGGCCACUUCAGAGCUCAAGGGAAACUUCACUACAGUAGCAGAGGAACUCAUCGUUCACACUCACUUCUUUUCUACAACCAGAGAUGUCUUACCAAAGUCCGUGUCCUUGGACUACCUGCCAGCUAUCGUCGUUUUUAAAGACAGAACAUAUUUAACUUAUGAUGAGGAAAGUGAUGGUGAUUUGAAGGCGUGGAUUAACAGGGAACGCUUUCUGAACUUCCAACACAUUGACAGCUAUACUUUGUAUGCUAUGGGAGAGUCAGGCAAAUUAGUGCUACUGGCUCUGGUGGAGGAGAGACACCUAUGUAGCAAAAGCCUGAGGUACAAACAUCUAGUAGAGAGAGUGGCUGAAGAACACAAGGAGACCUACAGCAGGUUCUUCCUCUUUGGCUUUAUGGCAGCUGGGGACUACAUCAAUGGAUUUGUGAUGGGAGAGGUCACUGUGCCCUCUUUGAUCGCGGUUAAUCUGUCCAAUGACGGCUACUACCAGCCAGCUGGUCCUGUGGAGACAGAGCGCCAGCUGCUGGAUUUCCUGGACGGGGUUCUAGAUGGUACCAUUGAGAUGAAGGGAGGAAACGGCUUCAGUCAGCGUGUCCAGCGCGUCAUUUAUGAAACAAAAGCCACAGUGAUCCCGGUGUUCAGAGAUGCUCCACUGAUUGGCUGCUUUCUGGCUGGCUUCCCACUUGCCAUUGGUGCUUUCUUCUGUUUCCUCUGCUGUAGGAAUCAAACCAUCCCAGAUGAUGAUGAGGACACCGCCGCACUGUUAGCCUCUUCAGUGCCACAACGCAAAAAAAUAAAAAACAAGAAGUCAGACUGACAGUAAAGGUCAGAAGGGAAAAACAAUGCAGAUCCACCUCUACAAGUCAGAACCAAACUAGUCCUGACUACUGCUGAAGUAACAGAACCUCCACACAGGUUUCAAUCUGCUGCCAAAAAUGCCACAUUUGAGUUGAACUUGAUCCAGCAGAACUCAAAUCUGUCUACUGAUCCUUGCAUGAGAAAUAAAGGAUUCUGAUCCAUCA
Messenger RNA from Oryzias latipes (Japanese medaka), 1594 nucleotides. Its product is annotated as protein disulfide-isomerase tmx3a-like. Lineage: Eukaryota; Metazoa; Chordata; Actinopteri; Beloniformes; Adrianichthyidae. The record is from RefSeq and is a predicted model, not a curated record. Gene Ontology annotation, cellular component: cell surface; endoplasmic reticulum.